AUGACACGGGCAGGGGACACAAGCACCUGUGUCUGCCUUACAAAUCCCGACCUCAACCUCCUGGAACCCUGGCCGCCCUGGGACACGUGUUCACCUCCUUUCUCCAGUGACACCGAGACCCCAGCUCCCUCCUGCCCAGUUCCCCGGUACAAGGGGGUCAGUGUUGACCCUAGCACCCAGCCUGCAUGGAAAGGCCGCCUGGAAAGCUUCCGAAGAGCACUGGAAAAAGAGUCCAAAGAGCCUGAGUUCCAGCCAGGCCAGCCUGAACUACACAGCGAGUCUGAGGCCAUCCGGGACUACACAGUGAGACCCUGUAUUGAAAAUCAAACAGAACAGAGCCGGAGUUCUAGUCUUCCUCUGACACUUUCAGCGGCGGGUCACAAUAACCCCAGAGGUCCUGCCCAGGAUCCGUGCCUGCGCGGGUCUGGGGUCCCAGUUGCACCCCGGCCGGGAUCACAUUGUCGGGUAUCUGAGCACAAGUCUCGAGGGCUGGAUUUCCACCCAUUAACACUCCAGAGAGACUCCUUUUCAUGGCUUCUCACCAUGGUUACGGAGAUCAUGGCACCAACAAUGCAAUGUCACUCAACCUGCGACUGUCCUGCUCCAAGACCCAGUGCUCCAGCCCUCGCGGCCACGGGAUCGCCUCCUCUUGAAGAUUUUACCUCCCUGGAUGCCCCCAAGUAGUGAUGAGGCCCACCUGUCCAACCUACCUUCUCUACUUAGGGAAAAUGCCCACCUAACUAACUCUUCCCAAAGUAGAUUCCUGGGAAUCACAGUGCAAGCUGUCUCCAAGCACAGCACCUCAUUCAUGAGAGUGACUGGGUAACCUGCAGCCUCUACCCAGAGCAAUAAUAACCUGAGCUCUGAUGACCAGGGUGAUAGCAGAGACAAGAGCAAGAAAAGAUACACCAAAGCCCAGGAGCACAUGCUCUUAGACCUGCUUUUUUGUUGUUCUUCCUGACAUUACUGCAUGCCUGACUGCCAGGCUGGUUCUAUGUGACCGUCCCUCAGGGUCACAGGGACCCUCAAAUGCUCCAAAGAAGGCUGGUGUCACGGCAAACAAGUUAGCCUUAUAAAAAUAGUCAGGCCGGGCAUGGUGGG
Molecule: messenger RNA, 1101 nt
Organism: Chinchilla lanigera (long-tailed chinchilla)
Lineage: Eukaryota; Metazoa; Chordata; Mammalia; Rodentia; Chinchillidae
Exons: 4
Coding region: 1-684 (227 amino acids)
Source: RefSeq, a predicted model, not a curated record